AUGGAGCAGAGACAGCCAGCCGCGGAGUUGCCGGAGGAGAACUCGGAGGGCAGGCAGCGGGAGCUGGCCUCUAAGUGGUUCAGUGAGACUCAGGUGCCCCUCCUCCUGCACAAGGGCACCUUCCCCACCUGGUUCCAGGGGUGCAUCACCAGAAAAGGCAACGAUCGAUGUCGCCACUUUGUGAUCAACCUGAACAAGGCUGGGCAGCUCAUUGUCACAGGAGACACAGAGACCCACAGCAACCUUUCCGACCUGAUCAAGUUCUACACAACCAACCCUAUUGAGCCCUUUGGGGAGUUUCUGACAACACCCUGCUCUGAGCCCUCCACCAGCGAGCUCUACGAUGUUGUCCAGGUGGACCUGAAGGACAGGUCUGCGGUCAGCGUGAAGGCCAUGAAAGACAUAGCAAGCGUUCAAGUCCUGUAUGCCCAGCUGGAUCACGACAGAGGUCAGAUGAGGGCCCAGACCCCUCUGACCGGCUCCCAAAGCAAUGGACCCAGCUGCCCCUCUUGGGGCCAAUCCAAAACCCAGGAGGCCAAGCCCUGUCCAAUGCAGAAUAUGGUGUACUCAGAGCUGAACUUGGAGAACUGCCGGAGCAGGUCAUUACCCCUACUGGAUGACAGCACAGAGAUCCAGCAUGGUCACAGACUGAGUGCCCCUUCCCACACGCCCCCAAAACUCUCGCCCACCUCCUGCAAAAGAGCCACCUGUCACACCUACUCCCUUCUGGACCCGCGGGACCACAGCAGCCAGUCAGCCAGCCAGGGCCAGUCCAGCGGCAGCCUGGAGAAGCUGUGCGAUAACCCCCUCUACCAGACUGCCAGCGGGCUGCGACAGGCCCAGGACAGCGGGUGGGGGCCGCAUGGGCGUGGGUGGGGCCCCAUGGACCCCUCUCGGCCCCCUGCAGCAGCAACUCUGCAGGACCACAGCACGUACGCUCAGGUUCCCCACAAACCUCAGCAAGGCCGUGUCCUCACCAACAACACCUAUGAGCUGAUCCCAGAUCAGGGUUUCCAGAGCCUCCCACACAUGCCCACCGCCCACAGCAACACCUACGAGCCGAUUCCAAAUCAGGGCUUCUGGAGUGUCCCCCAUAUGCACACUGCCGACAGCAACACCUAUGAGCUGAUCCCAGAUCAGGGUCACAAGGAGAGCUCCAUCACACACACUGAUCACAGCAACACCUAUGAGCAAAUCCCAGAUCAUGGCCUCAGGGAUGGCCCCCAGAGUAACACCUACGAGACGCUGGAGAACCUUCAGCCAAAACACUCAGAGUCCAGCUGGGGAAUAAAGGAGCAGCAGAUUUAUAGUGCCCAGUUUGUGGAGAGCACAGUCAGCCCUGUAAGUGCUGAGGCAGCCCACGCCUAA
Megalops cyprinoides (Indo-Pacific tarpon) is the source of this 1368-nucleotide messenger RNA. Its product is annotated as SH2 domain-containing protein 7-like. The transcript has 5 exons. NCBI's taxonomy places the organism in Eukaryota, Metazoa, Chordata, Actinopteri, Elopiformes, Megalopidae. The coding region runs from base 1 to 1368 and encodes 455 amino acids. The record is from RefSeq and is a predicted model, not a curated record. Gene Ontology annotation, cellular component: cytoplasm.